AUGGCCCUUUUCGCCAAAUUGGCAACCUAUCCUCCACUGGCCCAAGUCACGGUCGUUCCUCCCACAAGAGACAAAUUCAACUUUACAGUCGUCCUUGAGUCCUCGAAAUCUUUGCCGGAGAGGCCGUGGGAGGUCUCGAUAUGGUACGAUCACGCAAGCUACUCUGGGACCAAGGCUCCAUGGCAUGCACUCGACCUCACUUUAGUCGACACCACGCCUGCGGUUCUGUAUGACGAUACUCGAACAGAUAAUUACCGCUACACCUUUUCUGGAGACCUCGAAAGCCCGUUUAUAUCGACCGACAAAACUUACAAGGGUCGGAGAGUCCCCUUCACCGUCCGCUAUCGAGUAGACCCCAAUUCGGAAUGGUCCUGGGUCUAUCACAACUUUGGUAUCCGCGAUGGUGAACUUGUCCUCCAACCCCCCGUCGACCCCAAUUUCCUGGGCGCAUCACCAGUUGAAGUCUGUGAAGGCUGGACCCUCAGGAAGACUCCAAGCGAUGCGCCAGAAGCACGUCUCUACACUAUCGAAUCAGCUCACCCGAUCCCUUCCGCAAGUCAAGGAAAUGCCAAAGUCGAAUCGCUUGUUCUGGGCAGAGUGACUCAACUUUGUCGAUGGUUUGCGUUGGUACGGAUAUGGGAGCCGUGGUUUGCCCCUCGACAUGGCGAGCAUCAGCUGCAGUUAUCGGAACCAGCAAUAUUACUAUCUUUUCUCAGAUCUGAUGGCCUACAUGUUGUGGUCCUGGCCAUUAACGGAAUUGACGACGUCCUCACUCAGUUCGGGUCAACGCACGAAGGCGAGAUUGUGGUUCAGGCCAGAAACGACUCUGCGCGGGAUCGCAAGUUCAAGGUCUUGGCUGCUUCGGCUUGGAAGUUCGAAAUCGCAAAUGCUGCCGUUAUGUACGAGAUGCGAAAGCUGGUCCGACAGUCCGCGGCCUACCAGCAAAACCUCGAACGUCUAGAGCAGCUACCGAAGAGCAUCAGGUCGGAAUCCCUUGACUCGGACACCGUUUUGAUCAACCACGGCAAGCCCUCGUCCGAUCUACCCACGCUCAAUCCACAGUGGUUGGCAAGUUGGUAUGACAGCCUGGCUUACUGCACAUGGAAUUCUCUCGGGCAAGACCUCAAUGCCGAGAAGAUCAUGGCAGGGUUGGAUUCACUCGCAAAACAUCAGAUUUAUAUCUCGACCUUGAUCAUUGACGACAAUUGGCAGUCUCUUGACGGCACACAAGGAGCCACGAACCAAUUCCAUCGUGGGUGGAAAGAUUUCGAAGCCAACCCUCUGGGGUUCCCUGACGGACUUAAGGCUUCAAUAGACAAGAUCAAAGAGGCUCACCCCAAGAUACGUGACGUUGCUGUUUGGCACGCCUUGAUGGGGUACUGGGGCGGCAUCUCCCCAGAGGGCGAUAUUGCGAAGAAGUACAAAACACUCGAGGUCACAUUCCGUGAUGGAACACCCAUGGCUGGACGAAAGCUCACUAUCCACCCGGACGAUAUCCAUAGAAUGUACGACGACUUCUACCGCUUCCUGUCGAAUGCGGGCGUGACUGGCGUCAAGACUGAUGUCCAAUUUUCGCUUGAUCUCCUGGCGAACACGUCUGACCGGCGGUCAUUUACCAAUACCUAUCAAUCCGCGUGGACGCAGGCACAUCUACGCCAUCUCUCUGGAAAGGCCAUCUCGUGCAUGUCGAUGAUUCCACAAAUCCUCUUCCACAGCUUCCUGCCCACGACGACGCCGAGAAUUCUCCUCCGCAACAGUGAUGAUUUCUUUCCUGAUGUUCCGACUUCUCAUGCCUGGCACGUCUUCGUCAAUGCGCACAACGCGUUGUUCACCCAACACCUAAACAUACUUCCUGACUGGGACAUGUUCCAAUCAAGUCACCCGUACAGCGGAUUCCACGCUGCGGCACGUUGUGUGUCCGGUGGACCUAUCUAUAUUACGGAUACCCCCGGAGAGCACGACGUGGACUUGAUCCAUCAGAUGAUAGCUCUGAAUCCGAGAGGGCAGACCGUCAUCCUGCGUCCCAGUUGUGUUGGCAAGACCAUGGGCGUCUAUGACAAGUACGACGAGAAAGGGGUUCUAAAGAUUGGCGUCUACGAUGGGAAGUCAGAUGUUGGGUCGGGGAUGCUUGGGGUGUUUAAUAUCGCUGAAUCAGAGAUCAGCUUCAUCAUGCCAAUCACAAAAUUUCCUGGCGUUAAUGCACCGGCCUCGACGGACGGAGCAACCCAAGUUUCAAGUCGGAAGUGGAUUGUCCGCUCGCAUAUGUCGAAACGUAUCACAUCUCCAAUCCACCCAUCCGAUCCGAUCCGAGCAGAUAGCUUGCUUCAAUGCACGCUCCCGCCACGAGGGUACGAUGUUUGGACGUCCCUCCCUGUGCACACAUUCCACCUCCCAGUCUCGAACUUGGAAGUUGACAUCGCUGUGCUGGGUCUCCUUGGUAAAUUCACCGGCGCAUGUGCGAUUGUGGAAUCGAGCUUCAACCAUACUGAAGUAGGUUCUGAAUCUGUUCCUCAACGACUCAAGAUACAUGUUCAAUUGAAGGCCUUCGGCAUACUCGGCAUCUGGAUUUCAGACGUCCAGUUUCAGCAGCGCAAAGUGGAAGAUAUUAUGGUCAUCAUCCAAGGAAAAGCUGUGCCACAACAUGUCAUUGGAUUUAAUGCAGAACAUGGACCUAAAGGAAGUGGUGUUCUCGAGAUCGACGUGGCCUCGGCCUGGGAGGAGAUGGAACUGGAGCCCGGAUGGAGCAACGAGGUCGGCGUCGACGUCUUUCUCAAGUGA
This is a messenger RNA of Fonsecaea erecta, 2778 nucleotides long. RefSeq lists its product as hypothetical. Lineage: Eukaryota; Fungi; Ascomycota; Eurotiomycetes; Chaetothyriales; Herpotrichiellaceae. The transcript is spliced from 2 exons. The coding region runs from base 1 to 2778 and encodes 925 amino acids. The record is from RefSeq and is a predicted model, not a curated record.